UCUAAUCUCUGGUGCAGGACAAAAGGUCGGGAUGAUCUCCAAGAGGCAAAAGGAUUCUGAUCCUUAGCUUGCCAACGCUGCCAGGAGAAUUGCUUUCGUAUAGUAUUAUCCUUGUCUUCAGAAUCUCACGACGAAUUCCAUUCUCCCAACAUCUUUAAGUACCUUCUUCCCAUUUCUCACAGAGAUCAUCCGAAGACAUUUCAGCUCUUCUUUCAGAAACCAUGCAUGUCCAUCCAACCUUAAGCGCUGCCCAAUAUUUAUGCCAUGCUCCUGUACAUGCUAAAACCUUCUCUCCCUCUUUACUGAGGAAGAACAUCUCCAACAGGAUGCCUAAACGGUGUCUACCACCAAACGCAAGUUCGACGCCGACCUCGUCGGACGCAGCAGGGGUAGAGGUUAGCAAACCCAAAAGAUCGGUCGGCGCAAGACUGCGUUCGGCCGUGAGGAACAGAAGCAUUAAGGAAUUCAUGGAAACCAUCAACGAGGAAUGGAGAGAUUAUUCUAGUUCCAUUCCAAUUCAUUAUUUGCCAAUGGAAGUCCUGCAAAUGUUGUACUGUUUCAUGGUGAGGAACGGCGGGAUGUUCCUGAUCAAACCGGCAGAGGAUUAUGCGGUUGAUCUCGGCAUCACAUGGACGGCGAGUUUGACGAAGGAUCAGUUACCCUUGGCCUUUGGCUGCAGCAUCAAUACAACUCAAGCAUACAGGGGGACUGUACUGCUAAAGAAUGCAAAAUAUAUUGUUGACUCGCUGAUCCGAAUGCAGUUGACACAGAAGUUGGAGAAGAUUCUUCUGCCCAUGAUAGAUAAGCUUGCACUCAGCUGCUCCCUUGAAGAGAAGGAAAGGAUGGCCCUAAUAUUUCCCCUGCUUAGUGUACUGGUCAUGGUUGUAUCUCUUAUCUCCUUAAAGAACACAGUAGUCUAACAUCCCAUGUUUCUGCAGAUACAUAAAAAAGAUCAAGAAAUAAAUCAAGUAUUCCACUUCUCUAUGAAUUAGCUGAUGGAAAGUCGGGCAUGGGAGAAGAAUGGAACCAUAUAGAACUCAUACAAGCAGAUUCAACGCAUGAGCAACAUUAAGAACAUUUUCGAGGAUCUUCUUGUCGCAGAAUGUUUCUGAUCUGAUGAAAGACGUCAAUGUAAGAGAAAUAAGCGACGUAUAUGAAUGUUGUCCUCGAUCAUCGUGGCAUC
Messenger RNA from Musa acuminata AAA Group (dessert banana), 1183 nucleotides. RefSeq lists its product as uncharacterized. The transcript is spliced from 5 exons. NCBI's taxonomy places the organism in Eukaryota, Viridiplantae, Streptophyta, Magnoliopsida, Zingiberales, Musaceae. The record is from RefSeq and is a predicted model, not a curated record. Bases 222 to 920 code for a protein of 232 amino acids.